CGCGCAAACGGUGGGCCUCACCUGGGCUCCGAGAAGAGGCGCGCCAGGCCUGGCAGGCCGGAUCCCGCAAGUGCCUGCGUCUCGGCACGCUCCGUCACUCACCUCCGAGACUCCCCCUCCUCUGCCGCUGCGCCCGCUUACGGCUGGGUGGGCGCUUCUCCGCGACACUUUGCAGACGCUCCCCAACGCUGGGCAUGGGCGCCGCCACCACCGUCGGUCCCUGGGCUGGAGUCCUUGCGCGGACCAUGGCUCCAGGCCGGUGAUCCCUCCCAACUCCAGAGGAACAGGUACUCCACCUCUCCAGGAGCUGAUUACAUUUGGUGACCUGUUUCUGUCCAGUGCCCCUGAGGGCUCAGCUGCUGGGUCUGCUGGAAGCCUCGCUAUGAAUGACCGAAGCAACCGUAGGCGGACAAUGAAGGACGAAGAGACCUUUGAGAUCUCCAUCCCCUUCGAAGAGGCACCCCACUUAGACUCACAGAUCUUCUACAGUCUGAGUCCCUCUCAGAGAAAUUUUGAGGAGCCUCCAGAGGCCACCUCCCCGACCCUGGCCCUGAUGAACAGCGUCAAGGCCCAGCUGCACAUGGCCCUGGAGAGGAACUCCUGGUUGCAGAAGCGCAUUGAGGACCUGGAGGAGGAGAGGGACUUCCUGCGGUGUCAGCUGGACAAAUUCAUUUCCUCAGCCCGGAUGGAUGCAGAGGACCACUGCCGGAUGAAGCCUGGGCCACGGAGGGCUGAUGGGGACAGCCGGGCUGGGCUUGGGGGAGAAGCUUCAGACCCUGAGUCAGCAGCCUCCUCCUUCAGCGGGGCGUCCGAAGAGGGCAGUGCCAGUGAAAGGAAGAGGCAGAAGGCGAAGGGAAGCACUGGCCGGCGGCGAUUUGGGAAGCCCAAGGCUCGAGAGAGGCAGCGGGUGAAGGACGCUGAUGGGGUCCUCUGCCGCUACAAGAAGAUCCUGGGCACCUUCCAGAAGCUCAAGAGCAUGUCUCGAGCCUUUGAGCACCACCGUGUGGACCGGAACACGGUGGCGCUGACCACGCCCAUCGCGGAGCUGCUCAUUGUGGCUCCCGAAAAGCUGGCUGAGGUGGGAGAGUUCGACCCAUCCAAGGAGCGCCUGCUGGAGUACUCCCGCCGCUGCUUCCUGGCGCUGGACGACGAGACUCUCAAGAAGGUGCAGGCUCUCAAAAAGAGCAAGCUCCUCUUGCCCAUCACCUACCGCUUCAAGCGGUGAUGCCGCCGCCUCCGACG
Molecule: messenger RNA, 1242 nt
Organism: Peromyscus eremicus (cactus mouse)
Lineage: Eukaryota; Metazoa; Chordata; Mammalia; Rodentia; Cricetidae
Gene: Ccdc106
Product: coiled-coil domain containing 106
Exons: 6
Coding region: 383-1225 (280 amino acids)
Cellular component (GO): nucleoplasm
Source: RefSeq, a predicted model, not a curated record